AUGAAUUAUUAUAUUAUUAUAUUCAUUAUGUUAUUGAACAUAAAAAUUUCCAAUACAAUUAUUGUUCCUAAGACUAAUGAACUAUUUACGAAUAUUGAAAAUCAAACGUUUGUAACCAAUGACAAUUUAGAUGAACUCAUAAGAGAAUAUCCAGCAUUCCUUCAGCUAACUUUACAAGAAAAUAAAUACUACACUGGUAGUGAUGCAUCUCUUUGUCCUCUACCUUAUGAUGAAAAUACACUGUUGGAUGAUCCUGAUGUUGAGAAAUUACAAUAUUUUGACCCGAGAGAAUGUGAAAAGCCGUGGACGUGGACGCAACAAAAUCAAAUUAUUGUUCCUGUUCCAAAAGAAUUUACCAUUAACAAAAGGUUAGGGAAACUUAUUUUUCGAAAUAACAAUUUAGAAAUUAUUCAGAGUUAUACUCAUUAUCUGAAUACUAUGGAAAGUGUUGGAAUAACUGUAGUCGAUAGAUUUUGUUUGUAUUUAGUUGAAGCCGUUGAUAGAAUCAAAGGUUUCUCUAAAGCUAUAGAAUAUCUAGUAGUAAAUGUAUGCAUGCAUAACUUUAAAAAGCUUAUUAAAUAUAUUUAUGAUACAUUUAAGCAAUACUUCAUUUCUACAUUACCCCUCGACUGUAUUUCGAAUAUUCUGGUGAAAAUUGUUCUCAAUAACGAUAUAAAGAAUUGGGAUGGGUUACGUAUUCUAUUGGAUAAUAUAGACCAAUACAGUGCACAGUUAUUAGAAUGCAGAAAGCUAACAAAGUUAAAAAGAAACUAUGCUGUUCUUGUAAAUGAUAACCUGUGGAAGUGGGAUAUCACUUUAGAGGAAAAACCUAACAACGAUGACCUAAUAAAAUUAUAUCAAGACAGUGUUCGAAUGGGAGCUGUACUUUUUAAUGCGAAUGAAGUUUUUUUUUUCAUGAAGGAUUAAUUAUAAUUUGUCAUUUAUUUUUUAGAAAAAUAAUAUUAAGUAUUACAUUAAACUAUUUUAUUAUGUUAUCAGAUGAAUUAAAAAUAUUUUAUUGAUUCAUGUUUAACUAUUUAUUAUUAUUAAAUGCUGCAUCAUAAUUUAAAUACAUUUUUACUUUU
Messenger RNA from Daktulosphaira vitifoliae (grape phylloxera), 1085 nucleotides. RefSeq lists its product as uncharacterized. The record is from RefSeq and is a predicted model, not a curated record. The transcript is spliced from 2 exons. Lineage: Eukaryota; Metazoa; Arthropoda; Insecta; Hemiptera; Phylloxeridae. Bases 1 to 927 code for a protein of 308 amino acids.